GAUUUAUUUCACUUACAACUCUGUUUGGUUCGACCAGCAACGAAGCGACCAUUCUUUCAAUUGAUCCGUAUGAAUUACAAGUCUUAAAAUCUUUUCAACACCAUGACAUGUUGUGAAGGAAAGGUCUAAAAGAGUCAAAAGAAAAUAUAAUGCUGAUAGUGCCAGAAGUCAAGCAUGGUGAUUUCUUCAAAGAUGGUAAAGUAAAGUGAAGGAGGGUAGUCUGCUAUGGAGAGCCUGGAAAGUGUAAGCAAUGAUAAUGGAAGAACAACUGACCCUGAGUCUGGAAGAUGUGGAAAUGUAGAACAAGAAACAACAGAUGAUUGGAAUGGUGAAAUUGGAUUACUGAAGGAUGAUGAAAUGCUCCCUAACAGAGAAAUUCGUCUAAACAGUAAAGAGGCCAGUGCUGAUGAUCUUCAAGGUCAAACUGCUUCUCAUCACAAACAGCAGCACCAUUUAAGCUGGAAGAUUGCUCUUAAAAAGGCUAAAAGUUUACCUGAUCCUUGGGAAAAAUUUCAUAUUGAUGACUCGUGCCCUACAGAAGUUGCCAUAAGACAUCGAUACAAUGCACUGAAAAAAAACUGGCUACAGGAUGAAGUGAGAGUCAAAAUGGAAUUAUUGCCAUUUGAUCAAGGAGCCAUGAGGGAGUGCUUUAGAUUGAAGAAGCUCUCCAAUUUCUCAAAGCACAUGAAUUGGAAGCAUGCAGCUAAUUAUGUUUGUAAAAGGUAUAUUGAUGAAGUGAGCAGAAAAGUGUAUUUUGAUGAUGUUAGACUGCAAAUGGAUGCCAAGCUUUGGGGUGAAGAGUUUAACAGACAUAACCCACCAAAAAAGGUAGAUAUUUUCCAGGUUUGUGUAAUUGAACUGAAAGACAGAGAAGGAUCACCUUUGUUUCACUUAGAGCACUUUAUUGAAGGAAAGUAUAUAAAGUACAACUCAAACUCAGGUUACGUGCUGCAAGAUGAAACUCUCCGUUGCACUCCCCAGGCAUUUAGCCAUUUUACAUUUGAGAGGUCUGGCCAUCAACUGAUUGUAGUUGACAUUCAAGGAGUUGGCGAUCUGUACACGGACCCUCAGAUUCAUACAUCAGAUGGAGAGGAUUACGGCGAAGCCAACUUGGGCCCAAGGGGGAUGGCACUGUUCUUCAGUUCUCAUAGAUGUAACAAAAUCUGUCAUAGCCUUGGACUUUCCCAGUUUGACCUCAGUAAAAAAGAAUUGGUUCGGAUUGACAAAACCCUGGAAAACAUCCAAGACUCCAGCACAAUUGUUAAAAGUAUUGACGAUUGCACAUCUCCUGGUCACCGCAAAAUUUCCUCAGCCAUAUUUGACAUGACGGAAUAUCUAGCCCAGUCUCCUCCUCUGUCUCCUGCUGGUUCGGAGCCAGAUUCCCCCAGGUGUUCACUGUCAUCAUGUAAUGAAUUAUCAAGAUAUUCUCGACAGAUAUCUGACCCAGAAUCGUCAUCAUCUGAGACUGAAAGUGAUCAAAGUGAUGUGUUCACUGAGAACGAGGAUGAGAAUUUCCGCAAAUCAUUUGCUGAUAGUCUGGAACAUAAGGCAUCAAGUGUAUUUGCCGAGGUUAAACUGCUUGGUGAUGUUCGUCUGAAGCAUCAGAGAAGGUCACACAAGGGUGACUCUGUUCUCGGAGAGGUUCAUCUCGAAUUUGCUAAAUGUAACGAGAUCGGUCGUUUCACUAACAAUGAGCCCCAAAUGGAAUGUGCCAUGUUUCAUCUAGAGCAAGCUGCAGCUUGUGCUGUUUUACCGGCUUUAAUUGCAAUGGCUGAAAUCAAUUUACAGCUGCCACACGACAUAUUGCCUUCAGUGACUGUCCAGGAAUCUGAAGAUGCCAUGAACCGGGGGGUGUAUUACAUGUUGGAGGCAGCUCAUUUGGGAGACAGGCAAGCCAUGGUGUACAUGGCUAAGGCUUAUGAAACUGGCUCAGGCCUAGGCUCGUUCAGGGAAUGCACGUGGGUGGAGGCAGCCAAGUGGUAUCAAAAUGCCAUUGACGUCGUGUACGAAAACGACGAUCCACAGAACACGCUAUUCACAGACCCUAACUACGUGCUGUAUGCCAAGCAAGCGUACUUGUACCAACACGGAGGUCACGGGCUUGAAAAGCACCCUCAGAUGGCCGGCGAACUCUAUUCGGCAGCUGGAGAUUUAGCACUUGCUGCCAUGAAGGGAAAACUAGCGAAUAAGUACUUUGCACUGGCUGAGGAGGCGUGGGCUGAAGAUGACGAAUAAUCUGAUCAUGCUUUACACUGAGAGAGGCGUUAAAAUCGAAGGAUUUGACAGGCCACAUAUGCGCAGGCUUGUGUAGCUGUUUAGCUGUGUAGCUGUAGGAGUAGCUGUUUUUCUCCGUAUAAUCUCAGUUUAGCUAAUACUCAAAGAGUAGAACCGCGAAUUUAACGUGGACCCUAAAUCUCGGAUAAUUUUGUAGAAAAUUUAAGUUAUUUCGAAAGCGAAAGUUUAUUUACACGUACAGAGUAUUAACUAAUUUAAAGUGAGAUUACCCAGUUUUACCAGUAUUGAACAGCUGCUGGCUAUAACUUUCGCAUGCGUCAUUUUUAAACAACCUUGCAUUAUCAUGCGUUUGGCAAGGUGGAUACUAGACUUCGCCCACCUUGUUGUGUUCACGGCACUGGACGUAAAACCCCUCUCAUGCUCUCUACCCAGAUUGCCGUUUAUGGAGGGAGACACUCACGUUAAGGUUGAAAUAUUUCGGUAUGUUCGUUUUCGAGAUUUUUUUUUGCAUUGGGAAGUUCGACUUUACUUGGUAGGAUGAGAGAGAUCAAUUCUUUUGCUUUUUGGUAAACUCAUCCUUUUUUCAGACGAGAAAAGGGUUGCAGAUUUCUACAUGAUAGGCAUUUCCUUAAUCAUUGCUUCAUUUGUAGAGGAUCUACUUACUUCACACUCCUUCGUCCUUUCCAUAAUUGAUCGCCUUUCAUUAAUUAAAAGUGCGUUUUUCAUAAGGGCUAUUUACACUAAACAUUCACGGCAUUUCGCGUAGGUGUCCUCCGGUUUUGCAUGUCAUUUGUCAACAAAAGUGUGGCAUUGAAUUUCCUCUAUUUUCAAUAAAUGAGCCGAUUCCAAGGAGGUUUUGCACUCGAAUUAGCGAUCAGCCACCAUCUGAACCUACCUGUUAAAGUGGCAUGUGUUGUAUCUGAGCAAAAAGGCGCGUGAGAAUUGACAACUCAACCGAAACGUUGAAUAACCAUUCUAGACGAACAUGUGGUCAAGUAUUUGGAGGCAAAAUUCGAUUUCAAAGCAAAAGGAAUUAGGAAAAGGAUUAGCCUGCCAGAUAGCUUAUAGCUAGUACCUAGUAAAGGGAGGUUAAGAAACGAAUGCGAUGCGUUCGCUGCAAUUUUGCCUUCAAUCUGCUAUUGAGACGAAAGGUUUGGGGUGUACAGGGAUGGAAGGGAAACGGAAUAUAUCAUACUUCUCGCCUAAACUGACCAAAUUGGGGGAGACUAUCUCUGAACAUCCGCUUGGCGGAUUUCCAACCCAAAAGAGACUUAGAACUCCACUUUCACUUGCGUUUAUUGCGUCUUCAACGUAAAUCCCAUGUAAAUCGAAAUAACAGUUUCAAGGCACUAUUUUUAUACAAACGGUUCUGAAAUCAUUUCAUAAGCUAAGCGAAUACUAAAUGUUACCCAAGCGUUCGAAUAACUAAAAAUAACUUGUAAAGUAUGUGAUCACGUGUCUUAAUUGUCUUAUUGCAAGGUACAACUGAAGAAAAUACUCGAAGUUCGGUUUAGAAAUGCAAAUAAGAUUUCCCGCCACGUCUACAGUUUAAGAUAACUUUAGGAGUUAUUAGUUUUCCGCAAUUUUACUUGAGAUCAUACGAUCCCACUUUACAGUAACUGAAUAACAGUACUUUGACUAAGUCUUACAACUAAACAAUCACUCGUUUUCAGUAUUUUUAACUGGACCACCAUGAAGAUUCGAUUUAGUGCCCUCGUUUCAUUAGGCGCCUCCUCUCUAGUAAGCGCCCUCCUCGAAUUUGAUUUUGUCAAUAAGCGCCCCUAUUUUAAAAUGCGCCCCUGUUGCAUAAGGACCCUCACUUCAGUGAGCGCCCCUAUUCUGUUUCAAGAGUACAUUCCCUACCAUUAUUUUGCCAAUAAUCGCUGUACAUUUGUGAAUUUUAAAGUUUCUGGUAUUGUUCCUUUAGUAAGUAAAGAUCAAAGCUUUUUUUCGCACAUUCUGCCAUUUCUAAAAAAGAAAUAAGAGUGUGGCGCCCUGUCUCGAAUAAGCGCCCUGUUUCGAAUAAGCGCCCUGUUUCGAAUAAGCGCCCUACCUUGAGGUACCAAAGUAAAUAAGCGGCCCGGGCGCUAAAUCGAAUCUUAACGUGAUAACGUGUGAAAUUACGAUCUAUUGUAAUAUCACUGAGUAACCUAAUUCUUCCCUAUUCGAGUGCGGUCAACGGCCAUUUGCUCAGGAAAUUGGCGCGAAUAGGUCUUACUUGUUUUGGAUAAGUAUUUCUAUACUACUUCUAUUAAGUUGAAUAAACCAAAAAGCAUUAGAAUGAAGCUGUCUCCAUUACGAUCAAGUGAAGGGUUUAGCGUAAAAUGUUAAGACAAGGAGAAAAAGCAAAACCUUUCACGAGUAAUUAAAGAAAUAAGUCCAUAACGAGAACUUAAUCACACACAUCUUCGAUGGUUAAGCAUUGCGAGCAAUGGGCCUUUUUUCCGUACUUUUGCCUCUUCUACAGCUUAUAAAUAAUGCAUUUUUUUUCGCGUUUCAUCGCCAUAGCAUAGUAAAAUGGCGUAAUAGUGGAUUGACGGGAAGGUUACUUUUUUGAUGAUGAUGAUGACAAAUACAGACUUUUAAACAGCUCACAGUUCACAUCACUUCUAUCAUUUUUCAUUUUGAUGUGAUAUUCGGCCUGGAUAGUCCUAACUUGAUACAAAUGUCGUUACAAUGCGGAUGCAUCUCCUUCCAAAAACUGUCAAUGCCACGCUGACUUAAAUUCCCUGUUCCAAAACACUGGUAUCGCACCGAGUGAAUCUGAGGGUCGGUGAGAAAUGUGCACUUUGCUUUGUCAGUAGUAUCUGGAGUCCAACCUUGAAUGUCGACGAUCACCAGCUGCUGGUUUGAUUCUUCGUAUGUGAAGUGACUGAAUGCCAACACUACGUCGGACAUGUCGUCUUCUCUUCUUACAAAGCCAAAGUUGUUGGUGAGUUUGACGAAUUCCCCUGCCAUGUAGGGUUCCACGUUAUAUACGGCACCACUGACGGAG
Pocillopora verrucosa is the source of this 5230-nucleotide messenger RNA. Its product is annotated as eukaryotic elongation factor 2 kinase. Gene Ontology annotation, biological process: myosin II filament disassembly; protein phosphorylation; response to differentiation-inducing factor 1. Gene Ontology annotation, molecular function: protein binding; ATP binding; elongation factor-2 kinase activity. The record is from RefSeq and is a predicted model, not a curated record. NCBI's taxonomy places the organism in Eukaryota, Metazoa, Cnidaria, Anthozoa, Scleractinia, Pocilloporidae.